AUGGAUGAUAAACGAUUAGUUGAUCAUUUUGCCCUUAUUGGUGUUGGAAGUACAGGUCCUAUUGAACGGGAUGGAUUAAUUCCAACAUCAUCAUCAACAACAGAUACAUCUAUACAAUUAUCAUCUAAAACAUAUGAUUUAACACCACAACAUCAACAACCAAUUGUUGAUAUAGCUAUUAUUGAUCGUACACAUGAAGAAGAUCCACCAGCUGGUUAUGAAACAAUAUGGACAACUCCAAAUCAUUUUCCAGCUAAUCUUAAUCAUAGUGGAUUUCGUAAUCAUGAAAUGUAUUUAUGUAUUAGACGUGGACGUGAUAAACCACCAAUAACAGAUAUUGGAGUUUUACUUGAAGGACGAGAAAAAGUUAUGGAAAAUGUUUCAAUUAUUGAAACAACACCUCAUGGAUAUCCAGCUAGUAUAUUCAGCUCAUCAUUUAGUAAAGAACGAACAUUAAUUACAUAUCGACGAGCAGCAUCAAUGAUUUUAUGCAAUACUUUAGCUGUUACAGAUAUUUGUGUUAUUAAUGAAAGCAAGGGUGAAACUCCUCCACAUUCAUUUAAUAAAAUAAAUAAAAAUUUAAAUCGCUCAAUGCUUGGUUCAAAUGUCUAUCUUUGUUAUAAAAAAUCUGUUAUUUAUCCCAUACGUAUUCAAUAUCGUCCACAUAUUCUUUAUACCUAUCCACCAACAGAUGAUGAUCCAUAUUAUACUUUUCCUGAUAAAACUCCUCUUUUCUGUUUUCCAAUGGGUGCAUUUAUUGAACGAUGGCCAUCAAAAGUGACAUUACAAAGUGUUGCACCAACAUUUUCAACAUUUCUAUUAUCAAAUACAAAACAAUAUGGUGCUUGUAUAUCAUUUUAUGAAUUAUUUAAGGCAUAUGAUCGUUUAUUAUUAACAAAUAAUGAUUUAAUUAAUCGUUUAGAAAUUGACAAUGAUCAUUUAUAUGCAUCGACAUGUGUUGUUAUUUUUUCACGUCAUCCAUUUUUCGAUACUCUGAGACGAUUUUUAUUUAUAAUAUAUCAAUUAAUUGUUUCAUCGGGUAGGACAACAUCGAGUGAUAAUCAAUUAAUUGAUCGUAUACCAUUAAUUGAACAGUAUUUAAAACAUUUUUUUAAUGAUGUACCAUUUCCAUCACCAUCAAAGCCAAGAAUAUUUGUCCAAUAUGAUGAACCAUUAUUAAUUGUUCUACCCGAAGAUAAUGGUUUACCACAGAAUGGUGCAUCAUUUGUUGAUCUUUUAAAAAAUUUAGGAACAGAUAAUACAUUAACUUUAUUUUUAUUUGCUUUAUUGGAAUCGAAAUUGCUUAUACAUUCAUUAAGAUCAUCAGUAUUGACAGGCGUUGUUGAAGCAGUGAAUAGCAUGGUCUUUCCAUUCCAAUGGCAAUGCCCAUAUAUACCAUUAUGUCCUGUAGCAUUGAGUGAUGUAUUGAGUGCACCAAUUCCAUUUAUUAUUGGAAUCGAUUCACGUUAUUUUGAUGUUUGUGAACCACCUCCUGAUGUUAUAUGUGUUGAUCUAGAUACAAAUAUUAUUAUUGGAGGAACUGAAGAACAAAAACAUUGGUCUGUAAAAAUGUUUCCAAAAAAACCAUUUAGACAAUUAAAACAAUCAUUAGAUGAAAUUGAAUGUCAAGUACUUGAUACAUAUCAAAAACGUUUAUAUGAUCUUCGCACACGUUUAAAACGUAAUCGUAAUGAUUUUGAAUUACGUAUACAAAUGAUUCAACUUGAACGUAAUAUGGAAACACGAAUACGUGAUGUAUUUCUUCGUUUUAUGUGUACAUGUUUUUAUGGUUAUAAACAAUUUUUACGUCCAAUAUUACGUCGACCAAAUCAAUUAUCAACUGAUGCAUCUGUUUUAUUUGAAUUUGAUAGUUUUUUACAUUCACGAGAUUCAUCUUAUGCUAAAUUUUAUUCAUAUGUUUUACGUACACAAAUGUUUAGUCGUUUCAUAGAAGAACGUUCAUUUUUAUCAUCAAGUACAUUAAAUCAAUCAACAUUAAUUAAUGAUAAUGUUCAUCAUAAUUAUAGUUUAGCAUUUUUUGAUGAAUGUUGUACUAAAGUUAAAACAAGUAUUGAAAAUAAUGAACAACAAACAUUAUAUUUACUUGAUAUACAUGAUAUAACAACGAAUUUUUUAAGUGAAAAAACAACAUUAAUUUUACCAGAUUUUAUUGAUUCAAGUCAUUCAGGAACUAAUGGACAUAAUGAUUCAAUUAAUAAACAAAAUAAACCUAAUAACAAUGGAAAUAAAAUACAUGGUCAACAAAAAACUGAUAUAACAAAUUUAAAAUUACCACAAGAACAAGCACAAAUAUCAUCAAUGAAACUUGUACCAAAUAGUCCGAUGGUGAAACGAUCAAAAUUUGAGAGAGAUAAAUGUCAAAAGGUCGCUCGUGAAAAUAAAACUAAACCUACACAAUGGGCUUAUUGUUUAUUAUCCAAUGUUUAUUCUCUAUGGUUUAUGCAUUUACCUACUAUGAUUGAAUGUUAUACAAGUUCACGAGAUAUUUUAAAUUAUGCAUAUAAAAUUCUUGUACAAAUGAAUCGACAACAUUUAACAAAUCCAGAUGAAAUUUGUUUUCGUGUUAUUAUUCAAUUAUGUGGUCUUUAUGAUUAUCCUAUAUUAGCUGUUAAAACUUAUUCAUUUAUGAAAAAAACUGGUGUAGAAUGGAAUGCUGUUACAUAUGGUGCUUAUAAUAAAGCUGUUUAUGAAGGUACAUGGGCACGACGUGAUCGCUGGGCAACAUUACGUUCCGUAUUUCGAGCUGUAUGGGCAUUCAAAACUGCUCAUCGUUAUCGACAUAAUCAACGUAAUCGUCGUCCAUCAACAUCAUCAUUGGACGAUGAUGAUAGUGAUGGUGCAAUGAGUACCGAUUCUAAUGUUGGAUAUUCACAUACAAGUUGUAUUCCAACAACUUCUACACAUCCUACUAGAACACUUGGUUCAACCGAUAAUCUCAAAGAUAAUCGCGGAAAUAAUCCUAAUCAAGAUGAUACAUUAUCAACUGUACUUUCAACAUUAGCUGGAACAAUAAAAGAUAUAACAGAGAGUCCAUUUUUUCCAAAAAUGGCUUUUAAAAAACUACCAACAAUGGAUGGAUAUAUAGAUACUAAGAUAAUUCGUACAACAAAUACAAAUAAUAAUAACAAUAUUAAUAUUCAAGAAAUACCAGAAAAAAAUUUACUAUCAAAUAUACUUGAUAUGCCAUCUAAACUUGAUUUUAGUACACUUCAAUCAAUUGCUCAUCAAACAGGUUUAUUUAUUUUUCUUUUUGAAAUUCGUAUUAUUUUUUGUGAACCAUUUAAAACGAGCGUUGAAGUAUAA
This is a messenger RNA of Rotaria sp. Silwood1, 3324 nucleotides long. Lineage: Eukaryota; Metazoa; Rotifera; Eurotatoria; Philodinida; Philodinidae. The record is from the annotation of a GenBank genome assembly.